GCAGUAGACAGCCAGAAACAUGGAAUUUUACGAUUCUCAGUACCUGCUCAUCAUCAUCCCAGCAGUGGUAAUUGCCAUAAUUUUUCUGUUCUUCUGGCUAUUUAUGAAAGAAACUUCGUAUGAUGAGAUACUCGCUAAACAAAAAAGAGAUGUGAAAUUUGUUCCAGCAAAAGUGGAUAAAAAGAAAAGUGAGAAGAAAAAGAAUAAGAAGAAAGAGAAUCCAAAUGAGAACUUGCAUGAAUCUGAUUCAGAGAGUGCAACGCGAGACUUAGAAUUGAUGGAUGCUUUGACACCAGAUGAUGAACCGCCCGUUCAUGUUGUGUUACCUGUAGUUGAAGUUUCAGCUGGAUUAAAAGAGAGGAAGAAAAAAGACAAAAAAUCGAGACCUGUGUUGGAAGAACCUUUGGGCAGAGACCCUGAUGGCUUAAAACCUGCAGCAAAGAAAAGUGACCCCUUCCCAGUUACCAAGCAACCUACUCCUCCAGAAAUGUCGAAUUCUAAAAGAAAGACUGGACACAAGAAGCACAAGAAUGGCGCAGCUGUUACUGUCUCUGAGCAGUUUGAUAGCUACCAGAUUUGUCCAGACAGAUUGGAAAUUGCUGUACAGUUUGCAGAGUCGAAAGGGCAGGGAUCUUCUUUAUGGAGACAGGACAAUGAACCAGCUCAAGAUGUUCGCAGUGCACUUGUCAAAGAACAUGCUGAAUCAGUUCAAAUGGUUAUCAAAAAGCAGGAACCAGUGCUUACAUCAAUGGAAACUAAACAUGAAAGUGGCCUGUCGAAAAGAAAAACUGCACCUAAAAAGCAAAAGAUAGAACCAGUUUCAGCUUCGGUGGAGAAUCUCCCAUUGAAGUCCACAGUCUGCGUUGCCUUGGAUAAUGCUGAGGGUGGUGCUCAUGCUGAAAAGAGGGAUGCUGUGGUUGAUGACAAGAACCAAGUGAUCGGUAGUGGUGUGCAGAAACCUAUUGCCAAGAAACAGAGGAAUGAAUGUGAUAAAGAAAAUGCAGAUAUAAAGUUUAAGGAUUUUCUGUCAUCUUUGAAAACUAUGGCAUUCACAGAGGAGGAGGCUAUUUGUGUUGCUGACAUUCUGAAAGAGAAAGCUGGUGUGCUUCAAGAAAUGUGGCAGAAACCUGGUGUAAAAUGUGAUUCAGUUCAUGGACUACAACAGCAGUUACAGGAUAAAGAGAAGUUGCUUCAAGCUUUACAAGAUGAGGUUAAUCUUUCAAACGAUAAAUGCAAACAGUUGAGUCAGGAAUUAGUGACUGAGAAACAGAAAGCCAAUGUUGUUGAGACCAAACUGAGGGAACAGCGCACUGCCCUUGAAAAAGAACUAGGAGCAUUGCAGAACAAGCUGCAAGUUAGCUACCAGGAUCAUAUGAAUGAAACUCAGAUGCAGUUUCGCCAGCUGCAAGAUCAAACAGAAGCAUUGAAACAAGAGAACAGGAUCCUGAGAGAUGCUGUGAGCAAGGCUCCCAGCCAAAUGGAGAGCAAGCAGUCGACAGAACUGAACAAAUUGCGUCAGGAUUAUGCCAGAUUAAUGAAUGAAUUUACAGAAAAAACAAAUCGUCUUCAACAGGAGGAGGCACAGAAAAAGAAUUUGGAGGUUUCUUAUGAACAGACGGUUCAACAACUCAAGACUCAGUUGCAGGAAGAAGUUGAAAGGAGACAAGAGGACAUGCAGAAAUUUCUCAGGAACAUAACGACAGAGCAUGAGAAACGGCUAACAGAGGUUCAGGGUGCAAAACAAGAUUUACAAAAUAAACUUCUGGUUGCCGAAAAUGAAAUUGGCAGUAAAACCAAAGAGAUCCAGAGCUUGCAUAGUAAAUUCACUGAUACCAUGGUGUCUAAACAACAACUAGAACAAAAGAUUAUGCAGCUGGUAACUGCAGAGCAAAAGCGAGCUACUGCAGAUGAGACCCUGAAGAAACAAGUGCAGGACCUUCUGGAACAGAAACAAGCUAUGAAUGCUCAGAUACAAAAUCUUCAUGCACAAGUGACAUCACAGGCUUCUGCAGCAUGUGUAGUGGAUGAGUUGAAGAAAAAGAUUGUGGAGCAAGACCAGCAAAUAAAGUUGAUGGAGGAAUCUUUGGAAGAUAGAUAUCUUUGUGUAACAAGCAAAGAACAGGACAUACAGAGUUUGCAAAAAGAGAAAAAUACCUUAACAGCUGAAGUGCAAAAGCUACAAGUUCAGACAUCUGAACAGGCUUCAGCUUUAUGUAUGUUGGAACAGAUGCAAAAAGGUCUGCAAGAACGGGAUGAAAAAAUAAAAACAGUUGAAGAGCUGUUAGAAACUGGACUGAUUGAAAUGGCAAACAAAACGGCAGAAAUUGAGAACUUGAGGGAGGAAAAUAGAAGUUUAAACCAAGAAAUUCAAGAGUUUCAGAUGAAAAAUGUUGAACAGGUUGCUUCUAAAUCCAUGGUAGCAGAACUUCAGGAAAUAAUUAAUGAGAAGAAUGAAAAAAUUAACUUCAUUGAAAGUCUGUUGGAGUCCAAGUUAUGUACAAUAGAAAGUAAUGAGAAAAUAAUACAGGAUUUACAAAGGGAAAAGGAACUGCUCAGCGAGCAAGCAGAAAAUGCUCAACAGGUUUCUACUGCACCUAAACUGGAUGAUCUUGAGAAAGUAAUUAGUAUGCAAGAACAAGAAAUGACCUCUUUGAAAGCUGCAUUAGCAGACAGUAGAGAAGCAGCUGCUAGCAAGAUGCAUGAAAUUCAGGGCGUUCUGCAAGAAAAUGAUAAAUUGAAAUUGCAGAUUGACCAGUUGCGUUUAGACAUCAGUAAGCACGCUGACUCUGUAUCUGUGGUGGCAGAACUGAAAGAAACUCUUGUUGAAAAGGAUACAAAGAUCAAAGAAGUUGAAGACCAGUUGGAAAAGGAGCUGCUUAAGUUAGAACAUAAUGAGCAAAGAUUUAAGGAGUUGCAAGAUGAUCAUGAUUUGCUCAAGAAGCAAGUGGAAAAUGUUCAACUUCUAACAGCAGAGCAGGUUUCCACUAAAGCAAAUCUGAUUAAAGAAUCUCAAAUUACGAUUGAAACAAAAGAACAAGAAAUUAAUAACUUGAAGGCUGCACUGUCAGAUAGUAAAGAAGAAAUUGCUAGCUAUGUAACAAAGUUGCAGGAUCUUCAGUAUCAAAAUGCAGGACUGAAAAUCCAAAUGCAACAAUUGCAUGAGAAAACCAAUGAACAAGACUCUGCACUACUGAAGGGUGAAGUGCUGCUGAAUGUACUUUCAGAAAAAGAUCAGGAGAUUGAAUCUUUGCUCCGAGAAACAGAUUCUCUAAAGGCAGCUGUUAAUCAACAAAGGAAGAAAAACAAUGUGAGUGUAACUCGAAGUAAUUUGUACUGGAUUUUUGUACUGUAUGUCUUGAGCUCCUCUUUGGGUAUAUUUUAAAAGGCAAAAAAAAAAUACUUGGAGCAGAAUGACAAUGUAACUGCACUUGAAAGAUGAAUGAAACCACAUAUGUUGUUUUCUCUCUGAGAACCUUUGGUUGGGUUCAUAACAUCAGUGAGAUAAAGAAAUUGAAAGUGAUGCCAUGUAGAAACUGAAUGGAGGAUGCCAAGCCUGGGUUUCCAAUCCUUCCAAAUAUGGAAGUAAAGCGGAUGAGUUGCACCUCAAGUCCUGCUGAAGUUUGGUUUUUGUGCAGAGACACAUUUGUGUGUUUAAUGGAAGAUUUGUAAUUUCAGGACUGCAGUAGAAUGAGCAUAAUGGUGAACCAGAUGAGCACAUUUUUGUGCUGCGCAAGAAAAGUGACCCUUUGAGAAAACCAAAUUCAAGCUGUGGAUAAUUACGAAUUAUAGGGAAUUUUGGAAUAGUUUGGAGUCUCCCAAUUGCUCAAGCAUUGCUGCCAUCAGCUUUGUAGUAUUGACUGUAUGUUGGAGUUGUGUGCCUGUGUCUUUAUUGCCUGGAGUUACAUUCUAUGCUUUUAGAAAAUAAAUCCUAAGUCCAUCAAUAGUUGCAAAAAGCUGAACUGAUUGGGGUCACAUUGUGCAAAAUUUUUCAUCUAUUGAUUUUUUAAAAAAAGUUUGCUCAAUUUCAUCCU
Molecule: messenger RNA, 4031 nt
Organism: Rhincodon typus (whale shark)
Lineage: Eukaryota; Metazoa; Chordata; Chondrichthyes; Orectolobiformes; Rhincodontidae
Product: kinectin
Exons: 32
Coding region: 20-3382 (1120 amino acids)
Biological process (GO): microtubule-based movement; protein transport
Cellular component (GO): endoplasmic reticulum membrane
Molecular function (GO): kinesin binding
Source: RefSeq, a predicted model, not a curated record